CUGCUGCCUCUGUCCUGGGCUGGAAGAUCUUAUUUGUGUAAUGUUGGUAAUCAUAUCACAAAAAGCAUGUGGGGGUGAGAAAUCAGGAUAACCCUCCCAUGACCUACUUGUCACCAUCACCUGUAGAACCUAGGCAGCUUAUAAUCAGUCUCUGCAUACUUAAUUGCUUAAUGUUCAAAUUUGAACAGUCUGCAUAAAGAAUGAAGCACUCACUCCUUGUUACCCCUGCUCAGGAUUUUCUUAGCUGACAUGACAGUUAAAGAAAAUUUGAAAGACUCUUGAAUUCUUACAUUAAAAACAUCCAGCUUCACCUCCACCUUCACAGAUACAGAAUAGAGGUCAUAUCUCUUGGGCAGGCCUGAUCUCUGCAGCUUUGCAUAGGUGAGGAGAAAUUCUGAUCCCCUACUCCCUUUAUGCGCUCCAUCAUCAUAGCCUGGGGCUGACUGGAUUCAGGUGAUGGAGAACAUUUCUUGCCUAGAUUUCCUUUGGCUGUAUUGAGCAGCAUGCUUUAAGAUCCUUGCACAUCAUCUGUGGCAGUAUUAAUUUAAAGCAUGGCUAAUCUUCUUUUUAUGUUCCAUGUAGUAGGGAGUAAUACUUUGGCUUUAGUUUGGUUAAGUGCCGUGUGUUGCCCUUGAAGGGCAGAGUUGCAGCCACACCUCUGGAGAGAGCGGCGACAAGUGUGGGAUGACUUACCCUUGUGCAGCAUCUGUGUCCUGCAGGCAGGAUGUCCGGGGUCCUGCUCUAAAACCAAGGCCAAGCAGUCCGUGCCCACCUUGGGGUAAGUGCUGGCGGGAAUGGGUAGAGAAAGGAGCCAGACUUAAGUCUUUCAAGCACCGUGGGCUGUUAAGCAGUUGAUGGCCAGGCAACAAGAAUACAACUUCAUUUUCCAGUACAGCUACGUAGUUCUGCUUGUCAGCUUCCUUAGGAAGGGCAGUCCCAUCUUCUGAGCCAGCACACCACCUCUUUCCCUCUCCCAGGACUGAUCCUGUCUGGCCCCAGAGCUGCAACAUCAGUACUGUGGCUCCAGGAGAUGGGGUGAGCAGCUGAGAUGUGCCAGGGAAGCUUAUUGUGCUCUGCAUCUGCAUGCUGCUUCUGCUUAUGUUGUGCCAGUGCUGUCAGUCUGGUUUUGGUGGUCGAGUGCUCUCUUUGGCAGCAUCCCUUGUGUAGACUGCCACUGCUGUGCACUAGUCAUGGGUACAGUGAAGAUAACCAGGAGCUACAGGUAAGCAUAUUGGGUGCCAAAGAGUCUCAGUGAAAAUCAUAACUUGGCUUUUUCACAUCUGACACCUAGAACUGCCAGGUAAUGCAAAUCGUUAUCAUCUCUUGCUGCUUGUAAAAUGGUACUUAAGCCUGCUUAUGGUGAAUAGGAUAAACGCACUGCUUUUUGUGAAGUGCUGCUAAGGUCUUUUCAAUGUUUUGGGUUUUCCUGCUUACUGAGUACUGUGCAGAAGGCAUUGCAUGUUUAAAAAAAAAAAGGCCACAAAACAAAAAAAAUAAAACCAACAAAACACUGAACUCCAACACUCAAAAAAUCAGAAUGGAUACACCAAAGGAGGCUAAAUUCCUGUUGCACCUCUGUAUCCAUGUGUUGAAAUGGCUCUGCCACCCCACAGCAUGGUUUUUUCAAUGUAUUACACAUUGGGAAGUCAGAGUUAGCUAUCGGAACUUCAGUAAGUGCAGCUUGGCUCAUUGCUUUGGUACCUCAGUCUUUGCAGCCAUUGGGAAGCAUGAUGCAACAGAUGCACUUGCUGGAGUGUGUACAUAAGGAGAGAUGCUCUGUGGAAGCGAUACACUCUGUAGUAAUUUAAUGGAUUUUUGUCAGUGCAGGUAGUCUUUCCAUCCAAAUGCUUUUUAAUUCUCCUUGCGAGACCUCUGUAAUAAAUUGUGUAGAUACACAGCAUGCUCUGAAUUGAUUAAUAACAUUUUUUGGCUCACUGGGCAGCUGUAAACCCUGGAAGGGAAGAGGAGCUGCUGAAAGAAGGAGGAGGGAAAGUGGGGAAAUCCUUAGGAUGGCAUUCCGGUAUCUUGUUCUAGCCUCCUCCUGCAUAAUACAUGGCUCUUUAAAAAUUAAAAAAGCAUAUGAAGAGUUUUAUUAUACAUCACAAUCUUUAAUGUGCUGAUACAAAGACAUCUUCUGCUCACUCUGAGUCAACAUGCCUGAAAAACAGUAGGUAGUUAGCUUCGUGUACAAGGGUGUUGCCUUAUAAAUAUCUGAGUUAUUUACAGUGUGCCAUGUGUGUGCACAGAUCUCAAGUCCUGCAAGCAGAUGCAGUCCCUGCACAGAGACUUAAGCAAAACACUGGGCCUGGAGAAGCUCUUGAGUUUUUGGCCCCCGAAUUAAGGGGAGAUAUAAGACCUGACUGUUGCACCUCUAGCUAAUAUUUUUAACCAGGCCUGUGUAGGAGAACUUAUUCCUUAUCCAAAGAAAGAGUAAUUAUGUAAGGGUGAUGGACAGGGUCACUUUGGUGCUCUGCAAAGCUGUUGGGUACCCACAUUUUGAGUCCCCUGUGCAAUAUGAGUUUGUGAGGGAUGCGAGGAAGGAGAACUGUCCUCAGCUUGCUCUUUUCAGCUGUAGCAGCUGCCUUGCAAGGAGAGACCACGGAGGCUGAGGUGUGAAGGAUAUGGGACUGUGGCUCAGGGAAUUGUAGGUGAGGUGAUGGUAGAAACUGAUACUGCCCACAUCUUCAGUAUUGGAGUGAGAGGGCAGCUAGUGAAGCUGGUAGAAAAAAGUAAAGCAAGUGGGUCUGUUCACCUGUUGGAUGGUGGACUAGUGCACCUUGCUGUCAUAGGAGGCCGGGAGUGGGCUGUAUCAGAAGGUCUGAACAGGGACUUGACUAAUUAGUGGACAGCUAGUGUAUAAAUGGAUGCAGUACAGGACUAAUGAGGCUUGCACCCUCUAAAACACCUAACGAGGGUGGAUGGUAAGGAAGUACGAGGGGAAUGGGCAUGGGAAAGUGGUGGGACUUCUGGUCUCUAGUUUCUCCAAAAUUUCAUACUCUUCACUGUGAGAAAACAAACGCAGAAAACCUGGGUGAUCUUGGGAGCAGAGGGAAUGGGGGUUUGGAGAAGCGCUUCCUGCGUCUGUGCUGAAACCUGAGAUCCACCUCCUCAGGUCCACAACCUGUGGUGGUUGUCAGCUUGUCAGACACAGAGGUGACAGAAGGUUUGGCUGCCCCACUCCCUGCCACAGCAGCCUGCUGCUCCAGGUCACCUCCCAGUGCAUAAGUGAGACCUUUCUGCUUGAUGCCCUGCUAAAUUCAGAUUAUUUUUAAUGGCAUUUUCUCACACUGAAGCAGGGGAAGUGGCUGGUUACACCAGCAUGGUUACUCCGGCUCAAAAACCAGUUUGUGUCAAAUUCUGUGAGUCACGGCUUCGGUGGUGGCUGCUGCGUGGUCCUACGCUAUCAUUGCACUGUCUGGCUUGGUGUUCUGUGAAUUGCCUUCAUAGGUUAAUUUAUGUGUGGAGCAUUAAACUUCAUUCUGGAAAAUGUCAGACAAGGGUUAGGAUUCAUAGCUGUGAGCCAGACUUUGGUAUGUAACACUAAUUUUUAAAAUUAGUUUACUUGGAUGUGCUGGUUAAGCAGACAUGUACAUUAGUAGUCUCAAACUCAUCUCACUUCUAAAACUUUCUGCCUUUAAGUUGGAAGGUUUGUGGAGCAGAUAAAUUUUCAGCAAGCCAUUUUGGUGUUUAAGGUUGUACUUGUUGGCUGCUGUGUAUCUUGAGAUAAUGUAUAAGCCUCCAAUUGUGGAAAAACAAGCGUAGUCAUUUUUAAAGACCCUACCACCAAUUCAUGUGGGAACUCCAGCUCUCCAGUGGUAUUACUUCUGCCUGAGCCCCUCUCCGGGGUUUUGUGGCACUAGGUGAUGCUCAUAGGCAGUGUUGAGACUUGGCUUAGUCGUACAUUCCUGCUGCCUGCCCUCCACCGGCUCCAGCACUCACUGGCACCUGUGUGAGCAGCAUCAGCUCAUUGCCAAGAUCAGUGUGGGGAGUUUUCUGCUGGAUGAGUGAGACAGAUUUUAUUGCAAAAGGGUGAGAGAAGUGCAAGUGAAGGAGGAAUCUGUGGAUGGAGGGAAGAGAGGACAAGGGUUGCAUCUAACUUGACUUUCCAGUCCUGAAUGUUUCUGAAUGGCCCCGAAAUUUUAAAUCCAUAAACACUUGCUUUUGCUGGAGUAAAGUCUUUAUUCAUUAAGGUUUCAUCCUUUGGUGCAACUUGUUUACGUUAAGUGUUUGCAGUGGGUUGGCAAACUCCCUGUAACAUGCUGUGGACAAAGCCUAGCAAAUUGAGCUUGUCAGCAUAGCUGACCUAUGGUUUUGUGUCUAGCAGCAUAAUUUCAGGAUUCAGUAGUGCUGAGCAAAGUCAGCAUUGCUGCUAGAACGGGAUAUUCUUAUCAGCGGGUUCCUGCUGGCACUGGUGGUGUUGCUGUUUGGGCUGUGUCAAGGAGCAGACCUGAUCAGAAGCUAGCUUGUGAUAGAGAAAAGCAAUUUCCAACUAGCAAGCUCCUUGAUUUUUUUUUUUUUGUUUUUCCUUUAACAUUUGCACAUCUUCACAGACAGUGGUGUCAGCACAGUAGUAGUACAGGACACUUCCAUCUUUGCAGGUCAGGAGCAGGCUGAGAGACAUCAUAGAGGCAAAGUGCAACUGUAUUUUGUUAUUUUUGGCCAUGUAUAUUUCACUUGACACAUAGGCAGCUGAAGAAGUGAGGAUUGUUUGGGUGAGCUCAGGAUUUUUUGGGAGCCACUUUGAUUUUUUGACUUAAAGACAUGUGCUUGUUGGGGUUAAUCAGCAAGUUAAGAGUGUGAGGGAGAAGAGGCUACUCCUUGCCUUCCUGAGGACAGCUGGGCUGACUGCACUGCUGGGAGAUGGUAGGGUGCUUGGUUUCUAGCGUUGCAAGUGCUCCUGGCAUUACUGGUCUAUGCUUGGGCAUCUGGGCAAAGAGCAGAUCAUCCGUGACAGUGGGAAGCGACGGGGCCCUGAGCAUUGUCCUGACAAGGAAAGCUAUUGUUAUCAAGACCUUUUGAGUAGACAGGUUGCCUGUGUAAUCUGAGCUGAUACCUAGAACUCAAGUACAUGUGAAAAUGGUGUCAUCGAAUAGUCUCUUCAGAAAUUAAGCCAUCCCAGUCCAUAAGCAACUGGAACAGCAGGGCAGGGUUUGAGAGUGGGGGGAAAGCACAUAAUUUUGGACUCCCACAUUAGUGGUACUUCAGGCAGAGGGGGGGGUGUUUUUCGCUUCAGUGCUAGCGGAUACCAUUGUACAGCAUUUUCUUGGACUCCCCAUGGUGCUCCAGUGAUGAUAAAGUACCAGCUCUUGUGCUCCUCCGUGCCAAAUGAAGGAAGCCCUGCAUGCUGUGAGGAGCCUGGAGCCGCUGCUGCAGCCCUGGCCCCUGGGGUCUGCAUCAUGGUAUGAGCAUGAGGAGUCUGCUACAGGCGCAUCCACCUUCUCUCUCUCUAGGCAAAGUACCUUCUGCUGGAGUGUGGAGGUUUGUCAGUUUGCUUACAUUCUACUUAUUUUUCCUCUCGUAGGAUGGUGUUUCUUCUCAGCCUUCAAUUCAGUUUCAAGGAUCCCAAGGGGAAGAAGACUACCAGUUAAAAGAGGACCAGAAGGCAUUCCAGAUGUUGUGCCUGUCAGGAAGAGAUCCACUCCCAUGAACCCUGCAAACACAAUACGGAAAACUCACACAGUAACUGCUGUUUCUCAGCGACCAUACAGGGACAGGGUGAUUCACUUACUGGCACUGAAGAAUUACAAGAAACCAGAGUUAGUUGCUCGCUUGCAGAAAGAUGGUGUCAACCAAAAGGACAAGAAUUCCCUUGGAAUUAUCCUGCAGCAGGUAGCCAACCUGAACCCAAAGGAUAAUUCUUUCUCUCUGAAGGAUUAUUUAUUUAAAGAAAUUCAGAAAGAUUGGCCUGGAUACAGUGAAAUAGAUAAACAGUCAUUGGAGUUAAUACUUUCUAGAAAAUUAAAUUCAUCUGAGAAUGCCACCAGCACCAGCUGUUCAGAAUCUUCUGUAACUUCUAACACAUGUGCUCCAUCAACUUCUCAGAAAUCACUUUUGAGUUACAAAUUUUUCGAUCCUCUGAUGAACAAGAAGCAGAGGGUAUCUCACUUGAACAGUCAAGUCCAGCCAGCAUUCAGUGGCCACUUGCAGGCCUCCAACGAGAAGGCCACUGCUGCCCGUCCACUGCCUGCACCCUUUGCAGCCACCACUACUCCCCCUCCUCAGCUACUGCCUCCUAAACUCCCUUCAACUUACAACCCUCCUCAGAGCUUUUUCUCCACCUCCCCCAGCACCUCUGAUGGGCGGGGGACACAAAACUUGCUGGUGGACAGCUUCAGCCAAAGUAACAGUAGCAUCUAUGAGAACCAGCAACAAAAGUACACCUCUCAGGCUCCUUUGGGCACCCAAGCACCAGCUGUGGUGCGGGUGAAGUCUCCCAAGUCCACAAGAGAGAAGUAUGCGCUGUGGUACCAAAAUCCUGAAAAGAUAAAAAAACAUGAGGAGAAGGACAAAAGCAAAAUGCAGGACACUAAGAGUGUGAGCAAGGAGGAGAAAGACGUUAGAAAAGAAAAAACUGCCAAGCUGGAAGAAUCCUUCUGUUUGGAUUCAGGUGAAGGAGUUCUAGAAACUUACCCUGCCUCCACAGAUCCUCCUUCACCAACAACUGAACAACCAGACUACUUAAUAAAAUACACAGAUAUCGUCUCAAAAGAGCAACGCGAGAGUUACAAGGGAGACUUCUAUGCAGAGUAUGGUGAAUACAGGACUUUACAUGCUUGGAUAGAGAGUAUCACCAAAAGAUUCAUGAAGUUUGAUGCACGACGGAAACGUCUUUCUCCAGAGUCCAAAGAAUAUCAGGUACUUCAUGAAGAAGUCAUAGAAGAGUACCAAACAUUAGUACAGUCUAGUCCCAGCUAUCAUGAACAGAAGAGCAGAUGCGAGUAUCUCCACAGCAAGCUGUCUCACAUCAAGAGACUGGUUGUGGAAUUUGACGAACGCAAGCAGGAUUAUGACACUAGUCUUCUGCUUUGAUCAGGACAUGAAUGAACCGAAGGUUAUUUAUGUAAAACCUAAGAUUAGUUGCUCUAAGAUUCUAAAAAAUAGUCUCAAACUUCUGCAUUAAGCAAGUCUCAGUAUUAGCGGACUGAACUACUCUUGGCUUUAUUUGUCGUUGCUAUAUGCGUAUUUGAAGCUGCUGUAUCUGGUCCCUUCUUUUCUUCAAGAUUUAUGUUUGUUUAUUUUAAAUAAUUUUAUCAGUAGAUGCUGGGGAACCAGUACCUCUGCUAUGAAGUUCUGCACAUUUUAAGAAAAUAUUGUAGCAAAUUGAAUAGUUUUGGGGCAAAUAUAAGACUGGUUUCUGACCUUUUUUGUUAAUGCAAAUCUUUGCCUUAAAUGGUAGAAGGUUUAGAAAUUUGCACAGAAUACUUCUAAAAAAAGAAAUCACAUUGUUUUGGAGGGUUAAAGAGGCAUGUAUAUGUGCUGUAUAUGGCCCAUUUUGUAACAACAGAAAUUCACACCUGCAACUUAAACCCCCCUUUGCAGUGAUUGCCUUAAGGUAUUUGAUUGGGUAUACUUAGUAUAGCUAAAUUAUUAGCUACACUGCUUUCCACUUUGCUGAAGCACCUGGGAAGCACUACAUGGCCUACGUACGCUAUUAGUGUCUGGAAGUGUGUGCUUGUACUCUGUGUGUGCAAGAACGUGUGAGCGUGAGCAUGUGUGAUGGGGGAAGAAAAAAGCUGCUACUCUAAGUAGGCCAAAUGCUCAGGUUAAAAAAACUGACAAGUGUUGCUGUAGGUUUUUCCUGUAAGAUUGCCACUUCUGUCAUGGAAGAUGAGAGCAUUCCAUUUCAAUAGUUUGUCAGCUUUAAUAAUAUUGGGGAAGUUCAUACUUUACAAAAAUGAAACGUAUAUAGUUUUUGGGCAAGAUUAUAAAAUUAAACAUGUAGGUUACCUAUUUAUAUACUAUUAUUUGGGGAUAAUAAUUAUAAUUGAAUAAUCAUUAUUAUUCAGAAAGAGUAUUUUUGAAGAGAGAUAUGCAAAGAAGCUAUUGCCUGCAUAAAGUAUAUAUUUAAAGAUUUUAGUCCUGGGUACCAGGAAUAUAACAAAGAAUGGAUGUAUUUAACUAUGAAAUACUGUGACCACCAAAUAGCACAAACUUUCAUUUCAUGCAGUUUUUUGGUUUAUUUUGAUGUAAACCAUUGCUUACCUUAUGUUAAAUCACAAGUUAUUUGGUCAAAAUUGAGCAAAAUCUUGUGUCUUACUGUGUUUGUCUUUUCAAAAUGAUGCCAAUGGAAAAGCAAAGCAUUACAUUUACAAAUCUGAUUUUGGACUUUCACCAAAAUUUUGGAAGUAUCACUAACAGACUUUAUCUCCAACAGACUUUAUCUCCAGCAUUUAAAAAAAAAAAAAAAAAAAAAAAAGGAAAAAAGCUGUUAUGUAUCGCUGUAAACAAGAAAAUGUUUGAUUGCCAGAAAACAUGUAUUCAGGUAAAUGGAAGCAAUGGAAUUUUUGCCUUAAACUGUGAGUUCAAAGAUGUUACAAAUAGCAAGCAAGGUGUCUUGCCAGUGGUUUUUGUUACUUUCUUGAGACCAUGUUGACUUUGGGGAUACUUGUAUUAGUACAGUUGUUUUCAACUUCACAUUUCAAAUAACAAAAGAGAAGACUUCUUGGUUCCCGUCGAGAGCUGCAUCCACCUGGAUUUAACGACUGGAUGUUGUCCUGAGCAUGCGCACACAGUCACACCCAGGAGCUGUUAAAUUCAUGGCAGUUCUGCUGCAGCUUCACUGGGUGGUUGUAAACCACCUAGAAACCACCUUCAUUUCAACCAAGAAAUGAAGUGGCUGUUCAGACUAAAAUGACGCGCAGUUCCUGAUACUGGGACACAUUUUUGCAGUUUUGUACUCUUUAUCUAAACUGUGUGCCUGGAUCUGAUAUUAUCGGCUGUUACAGGACACGACAAUACUGCUACAGUUGUUUCGAUGUGUUGUGAUCACUGCUACUACUGUCACUCUAUAACUGAGACCCAGUGCAGUUAAUUGAUUGUAUUUCCCCCAUACCAUUUGCCAUGGACCAGCAUUCACAUGCAUCUUGUGGUUUAUAGGCUGCGUAUGUGUUACAGCUGGAGGUUAGUGCUGCUUCAGAGGUCUGGCACUGCAUAUCAUCACCAGACCUGCAAGCUACUGUAAAGGUCUUAAUUGAAGGUUUUGCUCAUUUGCACUGGGCAUUUCUGAAACAUUGCAACUACACCCCGCAGCAUGUGUAUUGCAAAACAGUGCUGUAAAUCUGUGUAUCAUUGAGUUCAGUGAAUGCUGGGACCCUACAGAAGCAGGGCCUCUGACUGUACAACUGCCUUUCCUGCAAAACUGGCCUGCUUACUCAGAGAAACAACAUUGCCUGUGGUGGCAUCUUAGCUGGGGUAACACUACUACGAACCCGAAGCAAAUGAUUGAUGUAGAGGAGAGUCAACUGUCCACAUCUCCUGUGUGAAAACAGUGAAUUUCACUACAUUUUAUAUAAAAAAUGAUGGUUGGAAGGGAGGCAAUAGCCCUUUCCUUUUGGCUGAAAAAACACAGCUUAGGAGGGUUGGUUUCCAGUCUUGCUGGGAUUUGAGGGAGAAGAACUGCACCAAAAGGAAUUUUUCUUUUAAAUUUUAGAUAUGCUCCGUGCUGUCACUUGGAACAGCUCACUUCACUGCUUUUAAGUCUACACUCUGCCUUGCUAUUUAUCAGACAAAAAAAAGGUGAUAUUCAGCCAAUUUGGAAGUGUAAAACAUAUAGGCAAGUGGUGGAGGCAGCUUACUUCAAUAGGUUUUAAACAGAAAUCGGGUUAGUGUGUUGAUAUUGUAACUUUGCUUGUUUAUUAUGUUUUUAAAAAUAGUAAUGUUACAUCAGUUGUUCUAGAUAGUAACUGUUGAUUCAUGCAAAGAUGUAUGGCUACUUUAAAGUAUAGUUCUCUUUGUAAGUUUACUGUCGUUUGUUUCUGUACCUGAUGGGGGAUGGAUGUGGCCAGCAAUUCCAUAACCUUCUUUUGAGAAGGGAUAUGAAAUUGGUCAAGGGAGAACAACACCUGGGAACAUGAAGGCUUAAAACAAGGCUGUGAGUCCCCCUUUCUGACUUUGAGAGUAUUUUACAACUUUUCCAAUUGUUUCCUUAUAAACUGUAUUAAGAUUCUGUAUGUGAAAUAUCUUGGGGUGUUUUGUUAAUGAAUACUUGAGCCGUUGUUGCCUAUUUGUUCUAUAUCAAUUAAAGUUCAGUAAAAUGUUAACUUUCCUGUUUGUUCUAUAUCAAUUAAAGUUCAGUAAAGUGUUA
This is a messenger RNA of Strigops habroptila (Kakapo), 10303 nucleotides long. It is a transcript of the gene ELL2, whose product is annotated as elongation factor for RNA polymerase II 2. Gene Ontology annotation, cellular component: transcription elongation factor complex. The coding region runs from base 5326 to 7029 and encodes 567 amino acids. The transcript is spliced from 9 exons. NCBI's taxonomy places the organism in Eukaryota, Metazoa, Chordata, Aves, Psittaciformes, Psittacidae. Gene Ontology annotation, biological process: transcription elongation by RNA polymerase II; positive regulation of transcription elongation by RNA polymerase II; snRNA transcription by RNA polymerase II. The record is from RefSeq and is a predicted model, not a curated record. Gene Ontology annotation, molecular function: cis-regulatory region sequence-specific DNA binding.